UCGCUAUGCCAGGAUGAAUUUGUUUGUUCUUUCCGUAUCCCCUCAAGCAAACAAAUCUUUCUACCGUCAUCGCUCUCUUUAGAUCAGAAAAGCAAGCAAGUGGGAUGAUUUCGACUUCUUCCUCGAGCAUGCUUCUCCCCGUCAGGCUGCAGGAAUGAUUUACCAUUCGAAUUUGGUUUUGGACUUGUCGGAAGCCAUGGAAGUUCCAAACUGCGAGAUGGAAAGGUGCAGUAAAUGAACUUGGGAAUUUGAGCAGUGUUUGCUGCUUCGGUUCUCACUGUUUCUGAGAUGGCACAUGAUGGGUUUAUUUAAAUGGUGAGUAAUGACUUCUUGGAUUACACGUAUUUUGAAUCUCUACCUUUAAACCACAAACUCUUAUUGUAUUCCGACGUCAUAACCCCUUUAACCAGAUUAUAUCUUCAGACAGCUCAUCAACAACGAAUAUGGAAACUUCACUCUAUACAGCAACCUGCACUGAGUGCUCCAAGACUUUCCACGGGGCACGGCGACUUGAUUCGCAUAUACGUACUGUGCAUAAGGAUGAAGAGGAAUGUUCUAUCUGCCACGCAAUGGUAAAGGAUUUAGUCCAGCAUAAACGCAGAGUGCAUUGCAAAGGUUCUCGCACUACCAAACGACCAUCACUUUGUCAAUACUGCGGCAAUUCGUUUUUAAAAAUCGAGAGGCACAAGUGCAAGAAUAAGAUCAACAAAACUCCUAUUCAGCCAAUACUUCCCGCGCCAGCUCCUGCUUUCGCUGACAAUGAAAGCUCCCAUCAUUCCUCCUUCACGCGUUGCCUAAGUAUGUAAUUACAUAACCUGAGCAACACGCAUACUGACAACGAAGCAGCUAAUGUCCCCUUACCAGCAUUCUAUCCACUCCCACACUCCGUCGAUGACAGUGCCAUUUCUCCCCUCUCCUUAUGCUCGGCAGCUCAAAUGCACCAGUUGUCAUUCUAUGAUCCAUGGGCUGAGAAUGAAUCCGCAUUCCGACUCACCAAAGACCUACAAACGACGCCCUCGCAAAUGCCGUCACAAGUACGCUCUGUAGAAAUGGACACUAUGAGCUCCGCAAUCAAUCAAAGCACACCUUUUGACCCGACAAGCGUGCCCCCGGAGAUUGCAUCGGCUUAUUCUUACAGACUCAGCAGCACACUUUCGCUUCCUCUCGACGCCAUAUCAUACAAUCAAGGCGCAGGUACUACUUCAAAUACCGGAGCUAUUCGUAAUGCUACAACACUAGAUCACGAUAUUCUGUUACCAACUAUUGAAACUCCCGAUGCAGAUCAUCCAUUUGUCGAGGAGUUUGAUAUGGUUGGUUCUGGUGUGAGUGCUAUGGAAUUCGAGAAUCUAAUGAAUUGGGGGAUUUUUGGGGAGCAUGGGCGUCCAGGGUUCCUGUAAGAACUUUACAUAGUGAAAUUGGCACUUUGCCGUGAUUGUUUAAGGUCAAUUUUUUUGGGUUAUUGCUGGUUUCGAAUGAAUUUCACUUGCUCCUGGGAAUAUGUAAUGUCAUGAUUUCAUAGGUUAGUAAGUUGAUUGAAUAACUAUCAUGUAUCGCUAGUGGGCAUAAUUUCUUUAGAUUCUAUAAUCU
This is a messenger RNA of Sclerotinia trifoliorum, 1587 nucleotides long. NCBI's taxonomy places the organism in Eukaryota, Fungi, Ascomycota, Leotiomycetes, Helotiales, Sclerotiniaceae. The record is from the annotation of a GenBank genome assembly.